Ziziphus jujuba (common jujube) is the source of this 1719-nucleotide messenger RNA. Its product is annotated as bystin. Lineage: Eukaryota; Viridiplantae; Streptophyta; Magnoliopsida; Rosales; Rhamnaceae. Gene Ontology annotation, cellular component: cytoplasm; nucleolus; preribosome, small subunit precursor. Bases 112 to 1461 code for a protein of 449 amino acids. The transcript has 11 exons. Gene Ontology annotation, molecular function: snoRNA binding. Gene Ontology annotation, biological process: rRNA processing. The record is from RefSeq and is a predicted model, not a curated record.
AAAAUGCGAAAGUAGGGUUUCGGACAGUAGAACAUCAGGGUUUUAGUUAUUUGCUUUGAUAUAGCUGCAAAGCCUGCUGCUUCUUCUUCAUUCAUCAUUCAUCAGUCAUCAAUGGCGAAGAAGAAGAGGGAGAGGCAUCAAAAUCCCCAACCAUUCCUCGCGGAAGACAACGACUCCAUGGCUUCAAAGAAGCGAUCCAAAUCCAGAGAUGAACUCAAACAGCACCAGAAGGAAGAGAAGCUGAUAUCCUCCGGCAUGAGUUCGAAGAUACUUAAGGAGGCUCGGAUUCAGCAGAGGGAGAUUGAGGACGAGGAGCUCGAAGCCCAAAACCCUAACAGUUCCUUAUUGAAUGUCGUCGAAGAGCCUCGCAAGGAUGAUGAUGGAGAAGAGGACGACAUCGAUGACUUUACUGGAUUUUCCGAAACUCAAAGCCGUUAUGGCGAUUAUGAAGAUGAUAUUGACGAAGAGGAUGAGAGAUUAUUGGAGGCAUUCUUGUCGAAAGAAACAGCUCCACAACGUACACUUGCAGACAUUAUUGUUGCAAAAAUUAAAGAGAAAGAUGCUAAUGUCUCUUCAGAGAUUCGGCCUUUGCCUAAGUUAGAUACUUCCAUCAUUGAUUUGUAUAAGGGAGUUGGAAAAUAUUUUGGUAAAUAUACAGCUGGUAAGAUACCCAAAGCAUUUAAACACAUCCCUUCAAUGGUCAAUUGGGAGGAUGCUCUGUAUUUGACUGAGCCUGAGAAGUGGUCACCAAAUGCGAUGUACCAAGCUACAAGAAUAUUUGCUUCUAAUUUGGGUGUCAAAAGGGUGGAACGCUUUUACAAGCUUGUCCUGCUUCCAAGAGUGAGAGAAGAUAUUCUGAAGAAUAAGCGGUUGCAUUUUGCUCUGUAUCAGUCUCUAAAAAAGUCUCUGUAUAAGCCUGCAGCAUUUUUCAAAGGAAUUUUAUUUCCAUUGUGUGAGUCUAGGACAUGCAGUCUGAGGGAAGCUGUGAUUAUUGGGAGCAUUAUACAAAAAGUUUCCAUUCCUAUGCUUCAUUCAAGUGUUGCAUUAUUGAAGCUUGCAGAAAUGGAAUAUUGUGGGACAACGAGUUAUUUUAUAAAGCUUCUUUUGGAGAAAAAGUAUGCUUUGCCAUAUCGUGUGCUUGAUGCUCUUGUUGCUCAUUUUAUGAGAUUUUUGGAGGAUUCGAGGAUUAUGCCUGUAAUAUGGCACCAGUCACUUCUUGCUUUUGUGCAAAGGUACAAAAAUGAACUUCAGAAGGAGGAUAAAGAUAACCUCAGAAAUCUUCUUGAAAAACAAAAGCACAAACUAGUUACUCCUGAAAUAAGCAGGGAGCUAACUAACAGUCGCUGCCGGGGUGAGAAGGAGGAUGACCUUAUGUCAAUUGCAUCCCCUAUUUCGGUGAUCAAUAAGACUAUUGAAGAAGAUAGAUUUGAUAUUCCAGAGGUACCUAUGGAGGAGGACUAAUUGAUUACUGGUAGAGGUGAUGAAUCCACUAUGACCUGAGCAGAGUUUGUGCCUCUUUUAGUGGAUCGCAGGGCUCGGUGGAUUGGUAAAGGCCUCUGCCUAGGGUCUCAUAGAAAGGAGGGACCGAAAAAGCUUUAUAUUAUAUAUAGUAUUUAUAUUAAUUUGAUUCAAGAAUUUAAUUUAAAGAAGUAUGUGUUAUUAUUUGUUUAUGUAUUAUUUUUUGUGAUAGCAUUUCCAAUAUAUUACUAUUUUCCUUUA